Messenger RNA from Thamnophis sirtalis, 414 nucleotides. The record is from RefSeq and is a predicted model, not a curated record. Lineage: Eukaryota; Metazoa; Chordata; Lepidosauria; Squamata; Natricidae.
GAGCUGAGCUUAGAUGACCUCACCAGGGCCCCGCGGUCCCACUGGGACAGACCCACUCAGUGCCCUGGAUCGGAGCCCCCUGAGCUUACAAUGGCAGGUCCAAGACGAGAUGCCCUUCGUGAAAUACCCCCGAAGAGUUGAACCCCUUUGGUACGAAUGGGAUCGCAAGGCGCAGAAAUGCGGGUUGAGGCACACGGUUUACGCCGUCAACGGAGACCGCUACGUUGGGGAAUGGCUGGACAACGUCAAACACGGGCUACGGAGUUAAGUUCUACUCCGAGGGAGAGUACUACGAGGGCGAAUGGGCCUGGGGGAAGAGACACGGCUGGGGGAGGAUGUACUACAAAGACGGCGCCAUCUACGAAGGCCAGUGGUCCGAAGACAAGCCCGGCGGUCAAGGGAUGUUCCGAUGUA